Molecule: messenger RNA, 416 nt
Organism: Prorocentrum cordatum
Lineage: Eukaryota; Dinophyceae; Prorocentrales; Prorocentraceae
Source: the annotation of a GenBank genome assembly
CGUCUGCUUGAGGAGGCCAGCCAGGGGACCAAGAAGCUCGUCGUCGGCGAAAGCCGCGCGGUGGCCCGCUUGGCCAAAGUAGCCGAGGAGAUUUUUGACCUCAGCAAGAAGCUGGGCGUGACAAUCAUCGUAGCGGACUCGCCAGGCCUCUUCGACCACGACGCCUGCCAAGUGCAGGUCUUCAUGCGGCGAAUUGAAUUCGCACGCGUCGAACUGGAAAAAGACUUGGUGAACUACCGAUUGAAGGACGGCCGGGGAAACCGAGCCAAGAACAUCAAGAAGAGCAUCAAGAAGACCAAGCGGCUGAAGCACAAGUUGUCCCCUAAGAUGAUCACGGCGAGUGGCGACGCCAAAGUUUCGGGGAGGAGCUCCACCCUGGAGAAGGCGGGCGAGCUGAAGCCGAACCAAAAAGUUGC